CGGUGUCCGGGCUGGUGAUGGGGUUAAUUCCCUAUCGUCAGACUCUUACUUGCACCCCCCCAGCCUGCCGUCGCCCCGCCGCGCCACAGUCCAACCGCCUUCUCCUCCUCAGUUACGCGGGCCACUAAGAGGGAUGAUAUAUGUGAUUCAAAACAGUCCGUUUUAGUCCAGGACUCUCCAGUGGUAACAAGGACAUGGGACUCCUCCUGCCAGAUUCCAGAUGGUUCAGUACCGUUGACAUCCUGGUUGACACCCGUGGAAAAGAACCUGGGAUUAUUUUAUUUUAUUUUUGUGGGACACCACAUCCCCGACUCCAUAGAACACAUCAGGCUUCACGUUCCCUGUAGAAUUCCAUAAUAACCUUUACUAAUGAGGAUGUCUGAUACUGUUACUAUAAAAGGUGAAUCUGAAACAAUGAAGAAUUUGGAGGCAGAAGUGAAAGAUAAAACCAAAGUUGAAAAUCUUAUCAAGUCAGAAAACUGUAGGAAGAUUUUGGCAGAGAAGAAUGAACGGUGUAUUGACAACAAUAUUGAUUUGCAGCGGCCAUUGCAGUCAUUUGGACAGACAGGAAAAAGGUCAAAGUCAAGCUCAAAGUUAAAGCUAGUUCGGAGCCUUGCAGUAUGUGAAGAGUCUCCACCACAGCCUGCAGCAGAGAUAUCCCAGGAAAACCAGGAGAAAAUCCAGAUUCACUUAACACAAUCAUUUGAAAAAGAGGAGAAGCCCUCAAAAGAUGAAGCGGAAAAAGAAAAAGCCAGUGAUAAGUUACCCAGAAAAAUGUUAUCAAGAGAUUCCAGUCAAGAAUACACUGAUUCUACUGGCAUAGAUCUACAUGAAUUUUUAGUAAAUACAUUAAAAAACAAUCCCAGGGACAGAAUGAUGCUGCUGAAAUUGGAACAAGAAAUUUUAGAUUUCAUUGGUAAUAAUGAGUCUCCACGUAAAAAAUUCCCCCCAAUGACAUCGUACCAUAGGAUGCUCUUACACCGAGUAGCUGCUUACUUUGGAUUAGACCACAAUGUUGAUCAGAGUGGGAAGUCUGUCAUAGUAAACAGAACUAGCAAUACAAGAAUACCUGAUCAGAAAUUCAACGAACAUAUUAAGGAUGAUAAAGGUGAAGACUUUCAGAAACGCUACAUCCUGAAGCGAGAUAACUCUAGCUUUGAUAAAGAUGAUAACCAGAUGAGAAUCCGAUUGAAAGACGACAGAAGAAGCAAAUCUAUAGAAGAAAGAGAAGAAGAGUACCAGAGAGCUAGAGAUCGAAUAUUUUCCCAAGAUUCCCUGUGUUCCCAAGAGAAUUAUAUUAUUGACAAAAGAAUCCAAGAUGAAGAUGCUAGUAGUACUCAGCAGAGGCGCCAGAUAUUUAGGGUUAAGAAAGAUGCGUCAGGGAGAUCAACUAAUAGCCAUCACAGCAGCAGCACAGAAAACGAGCUGAAGUACUCGGAGCCAAGGCCCUGGAGCAGCACAGAUUCCGACAGCUCUCUCCGCAACCUAAAGCCUGCUGUCACCAAAGCCAGCAGCUUCAGUGGGAUUUCAGUCCUAACAAGAGGUGAUAGUUCUGGAAGCAGCAAGAGCAUAGGCAGGCUUUCAAAAACAGGUUCUGAGUCUUCUGGUAGUGUAGGGUCAUCUACGGGCUCUCUUUCUCACAUCCAGCAGCCUCUUCCACGUUCAGCUCUCAGCCAGUCUUCUCAUGGCACGCCUGUCGUCUAUCCAACUGUCAGCACUCAUAGUUCUCUGUCCUUUGACGGUGGCCUAAACGGGCGAGUCGCAGCUCCUAGCACUAGCUUCUUUUUGCUUCCCUUGGAAGCGGCAGGCAUACCACCUGGCAGUAUUCUGAUCAACCCGCAAACAGGUCAGCCCUUCAUAAACCCAGAUGGGAGCCCAGUUGUGUAUAAUCCUCCUAUGACUCAGCAACCAAUCCGAACCCCAGUGCCUGGACCUCUACAGCCACCUCUGCCGCCCCCACCACCUCAGCAGCAGGCAGCCAACCAGAUUUUCUCACAGCCUGUGCGGCCUCUGCAGUCCUCUUCACAGCCUGUUCCGUACUCUACAGCCCCCUACCCAUCCCCGCUCCUGCCAGUCUCACCUACCCAGCAAUACUCCGUGCAGGACAACCUCGGGUCUCAGUUAAGCCACAUGAGCCUUGGACGCCAAUCAUCUGCUGAUGGUUCUGACCCGCACCCCACCAUGUUCCAGUCCACGGUUGUUCUCCAGUCUCCACAGCAGUCUGGUUAUAUUGUCACAGCCGCCCCUCCGCACCAUCCUCCUCCGCCCCCACCGCCGCCUCCCCUCCCAGCUGGGCAACCAGUCCUGACUGCCAGCUAUUCAGCCUCUGCUCAUCCUCUCAGCCAGCCUGGGCUCCAGCAACAGGGCUAUAUCCCGCAGUCCUCACCACAGAUGCCAGCCUGUUACUGUGCUCCAGGCCACUAUCACUCCAGUCAACCUCAGUACCGCCCAGUCCCCUCUGUCCACUACAAUUCCCAUCUCAACCAACCACUGCCGCAGCCUGCACAGCAGACAGGUUACCAAGUUAUACCCAACCAGCAGCAAAACUAUCAAGGGAUAGUUGGAGUUCAGCAACCCCAAAGUCAGAGUCUAGUUAGUAGCCAACCCAACAACAUUGGAAAUCAGAUUCAAGGAGUGGUCAUUCCUUACCCUUCAGUGCCAUCCUAUCAGGUUUCACUGCCUCAAGGUUCUCAAGGAAUUGUCCAUCAGACUUAUCAACAGCCUGUUAUGUUCCCUAAUCAGUCUAAUCAAGGAUCUAUGUCCACCUCAGGAAUGCCAGUUUACUAUAGUGUCAUUCCGCCUGGUCAACAAAAUAAUUUAAGUUCCUCAGUAGGCUACUUGACACACCCAGGACCAGAACAAGUACCGUUCCCUCGAACCACUUCCCCUUGCAGUUCCCAGCCGCUGCAGAGCCACCAGUGCACAGCUGUGCCGCCUCCGCCACCUGGUGGAGGAAUGGUGAUGAUGCAACUCAACAUACCAAGCAAUCCCCAGUCUCACGCCCACUCACCUCCCCAGUGGAAACAAAACAAGUACUACUGUGAUCACCAGAGAGGACUGAAGUGUGUGGAAUUCAGCAGUGUGGACAGCAUUGUCCAGCCCAGCCCUCAGCUCAGUAGCCCCAUUAUUUCGCCAGCUCCGUCGCCAGCCCCAGCUCAGCUGCCAACCCUGAAAGCUGUCCACCCCUCUGGACCACCACUUUCCAUAAUGCCCCAGUUUUCUAGAGCUUUUGUCUCUGGACAAGGCGAUACCAGAUAUCCACUACUUGGCCAACCACUGCAGUACAACCCACCUGCUGUUCUACCCGGACACAUCCCCAACCAGCAGGGCCAACCUGGCAGUCGGCAUGGAAACCGAGGAAGGAAACAAGCUAAAAAGGCUGCAUCCACUGACCUUGGCGCUGGAGAAGCAGUUAUCGGGAAGGUCUUGGAAAUUACUGAACUCCCAGAUGGAAUAACUCGCAUGGAAGCCGAGAACCUCUUUGGAGAACUCUUUAAAAUUGGCGCCAAGAUCCGGUGGCUCCGGGACCCACAGUCCCAGCCCCGCUUGCGGCGACACCCCCUCUGCUCUGGGGGCGGAGACAGCACAGUCCACUCCGAGUGCUCUAAACCCAGUGACUUGGCCUCCACGUACACCGUCUUAGCCUCAUUCCCCUCCAUUUCAGCUGCGCAGAAUGCCUUGAAGAAGCAGAUUAACUCGGUUAACAAGUUUAAGCUGAGAACAAGCAAGAAGAACUACGACUUUCACAUUUUGGAAAGGGCCAGUUCUCAGUAACAGAACCAUCUAUGGGCCCUUCACCUCGGGGAUGACCCGGUCCUCUCCCAUCUCUGAUUGGCUUGGUAUCUGGAGCUUCUUUUAACAUUCUAGAGACUCCUAUGGCAUUACAGCUUUUGAAGAAAGGCCAGUGAUAUCCACAGAAGGAAGAGAGAGCUGCAUUUUGCCCCAAAUGACUAAAGAAAUCCACAUCGGGAUGAUACAUAAUUAUCAGCUUUUUCCAAGGAAAUGCUGUUCAAAUGCCUCCUAACUUUUAUAGUGAUUUUGUUUUAUAUUUCUGAAUUCUUGUAUCAGAUCCAAAGCUCUGUUUCUGUUGUACAGCAGAGUCUUCAAAACGAUCGUAACCAGUUGCCACCUCUUUGCAGCCAGCACAGUGCGACCCAGCACAGAGUGGGGAGGGGGCGGGGUGAUGCAGGAGUGGAACCACCACGGGAGACCAUUUCGUAUCUUUCUGGGGCAUUGGGGUAGACUAGGGAGAGCCCACAAAGAGAAGAGUGCUCUGACCCAGAAUCACCACACACACAAAAGAACUUCCAGAAAACACAGAACUCCCUCAUAAGGUCCUUUGCUUCUUCACUUAGGUAGUGUGAGCAUUAGGAUGAAGUAAAUGAUCUUCUUAACACCUCUUGAUCACACCACUUAGCUUCCCAGGGGGAAGAAAUCACUGUAGAAACAGGAAAAUACUUAACUUUUUUGACACUUAAGCGUCUCUCCAGUAACUAAAUGCCACUUAACUUGCUUGCUCCUCCUUGUGGAUCCUAUUUAGUCACUGAAGGAAAUGCAUUUAAUGAGUGCUGGGAACUUCUGCAUUGGUUUAAAAUAUAUUUUAUUGUUUGCAGCGGAUCACUGGACAUCAAAGAUUCAUUGCACUUACGAACAAGGAACCUUUCUUUUCAAUUUCUGUGUAAUUUGCAAGACUGUACAAUGUGUGCUGAUGCAAGCCUUUUUCAGUUCAAGAGAAUAAAUGUUUACAAAUAUA
Messenger RNA from Echinops telfairi (small Madagascar hedgehog), 4753 nucleotides. RefSeq names its product R3H domain containing 1 (gene R3HDM1). Gene Ontology annotation, molecular function: nucleic acid binding. Lineage: Eukaryota; Metazoa; Chordata; Mammalia; Afrosoricida; Tenrecidae. The coding region runs from base 370 to 3774 and encodes 1134 amino acids. The transcript is spliced from 27 exons. The record is from RefSeq and is a predicted model, not a curated record.